Messenger RNA from Phytomonas sp. Hart1, 877 nucleotides. NCBI's taxonomy places the organism in Eukaryota, Euglenozoa, Kinetoplastea, Trypanosomatida, Trypanosomatidae. The record is from the annotation of a GenBank genome assembly.
GUUAUCGAAAAUCUUAAUAUUUAUUUCCGACUUAUUUACCAAACCAGCAAUGCUACCAUCAAAUGGAGGUCGACUACUUAACAAAUCGAUUCGCUUUGUGGAAUCAUGGAUCGGGAGCCUGAAGGUCCCACAAGAGGUCACGGAUACCGCCUCUUCCGUCCAGAAUUCAGAAAACCAAGGACCCGUCAAGCCGGCUCGUUUGCCGAAGAAAAAGGGGGCCCCGAGCGAAGCGACCGCGAUGUCGCGCUGUUGCUUUGCAGUAGGAAGGAUUGUUGAGGUCAGAAAACAUCCCGAGAGCAACAAGCUCUAUAUCGAGAAGAUCGAUCUCGGUCCCGAGCUUAACGCCUUCACGAACAAUGAGCCGCGCACGAUUCUUAGCGGUCUGCAGGAGUUCAUCACCGAGGAGGACUUCCUGAACCGUUUGGUGCUCGUGAUUGCGAAUUUGAAGCCGCGCCGGGUUGCAGGGAUUGUCUCCGAUGGCAUGGUCAUGUGCGCGUCUGCGGAGAGAACCCCGGAGAAUUCGUCCUCUGCCGGGGAGGCGGCCCGGGAGGUGGUGCUGCUCGACAUCCCGGCGGGGAGCGGGGUGGGGGAGCGGGUAGUCUUCGAGGGCCACACCGCCUCCUACGAGCCGGUGCUCAAAGGGAAAAACGCGGAGCGAUUCGACGAGGUGAUGAAGGAGGUUUGUACCAACGAGAAAGGGGAGGUGUGCUGGAAGGGGAUUCCAUUUAAGACAUCAGCUGGAGUCAUAACGGCUUCUCUGUGCAACGCGCAGAUAUCGUAAAUAAGCAAAGGGUGAUUGGACUAGGGAGUAAUAGUGUAAUACAAAUGAUUUUAUAGUAUUCUACGUGGUGUUUAUCGAUAAUUAAAACCUAAUAAU